UGCCUGCUGCAGGACGGAAUGCUGGCUGUCCACAGUUCCGCAGCCUGCGGUUGUCAGAUGCAGUGUAAGCCGUAAACAAGGGAAUAUAUCUCGGUAAAUAAGAGGAUUAGAGUCGGUGAAAACAUGUUGCUGUAUCUGCUGGGUGCGGCGCUGCUGUCCCGAGCGGCGGGCUUCUACCUUCCGGGUCUGGCCCCCGUCAGCUUCUGUGAACCUGGAAAAGAACAAGUACCAGACUGCAAGUCAGCCAUUGAACUGUUUGUGAACAGGCUGGAUUCAGUGGAGUCAGUCCUCCCCUACGAAUACACUGCGUUUGACUUUUGCUCAGACCAAAAGGAGAAACGUCCAUCUGAGAAUCUGGGUCAGGUUCUCUUUGGGGAGAGGAUUGAACCCUCACCAUACAAGUUUGAAUUUAAGAAAGCCGAGGUUUGUAAGAAGGUGUGCACCAAAGACUACAACACCAACAAUGCACUAGACAAGGUCAAACUGGACUUCCUCAAGAAAGGAAUGCUGCUCAACUAUCAGCACCACUGGAUUGUGGACAACAUGCCUGUCACCUGGUGCUAUGAUGUUGAAGAAGGACAGAAGUUCUGCAAUCCUGGUUUCCCUAUUGGCUGUUACAUUACAGAAGCAGGACGACCCAAAGAUGCCUGUGUGGUCAACUCUGACUUCAAUGAGAAGGACACUUUCUACAUCUUCAAUCAUGUGGACAUUACUAUCCAUUACCACGUUGUUGAGAAUGAACAACUUGGAGCCCGAUUGGUUGCUGCCAAGAUGGAACCUAAGAGCUAUAAACACACCAAUGCAGAUACUCCAGAUUGUUCUGGAGGGCCAAUGUUCCUCAACAACAAAUAUACAGGAGAAUUCAAGAUACCAUACACCUACUCUGUCAGCUUUGUGGAGGAUAAGAAUAUUCGCUGGGCUUCUCGAUGGGACUACAUCCUAGAAUCCAUGCCUCACACUAACAUCCAGUGGUUCAGUAUAAUGAACUCGUUGGUGAUUGUGCUGUUCUUGUCUGGUAUGGUGGCCAUGAUCAUGCUGAGGACUCUGCAUAAAGACAUCGCCAGAUACAACCAGAUGGACUCUGUGGAGGAUGCCCAGGAGGAGUUUGGCUGGAAGUUGGUCCAUGGAGAUAUUUUCCGACCUCCCAGGAAAGGAAUGCUGCUGUCAGUUUUCCUCGGUUCAGGAACUCAGAUCUUCAUCAUGACCUUCGUCACCCUUUUCUUUGCCUGUCUUGGGUUCCUCUCCCCAGCCAACCGCGGAGCAUUGAUGACCUGUGCUGUGGUUCUCUGGGUUCUGUUAGGAACUCCUGCCGGAUAUGUGGCUGCUCGCUUCUACAAAUCAUUUGGUGGAGAGAAGUGGAAGACCAAUGUUCUCCUGACUGCCUUCCUGUGCCCGGGCGUGGUGUUUGCAGAUUUCUUUGUGAUGAACCUCAUUCUGUGGGGUGAGGGUUCUUCAGCAGCCAUGCCCUUUGGUACCCUGGUAGCCAUCCUGGCUCUUUGGUUCUGUAUAUCUGUGCCGCUUACCUUUAUAGGGGCUUACUUUGGCUUCAAGAAGGCUGGUAUUGAGCAUCCAGUGCGGACAAAUCAGAUUCCUCGUCAGAUCCCGGAGCAGUCAUUCUACACAAAGCCCCUUCCUGGUAUUGUCAUGGGAGGAAUACUGCCUUUUGGAUGCAUAUUCAUCCAGCUGUUCUUCAUACUAAACUCUAUCUGGUCCCAUCAGAUGUACUACAUGUUUGGCUUCCUCUUCCUUGUCUUCAUUAUCCUGGUCAUCACCUGCUCUGAGGCCACCAUCCUCCUCUGCUACUUCCACCUGUGUGCUGAGGACUACCACUGGCAGUGGCGGUCCUUCCUGACCAGUGGCUUCACUGCUGUGUAUUUCCUGGUCUACGCCAUCCAUUACUUCUUCUCUAAGCUGCAGAUCACUGGACUGGCCAGUACCAUACUGUACUUUGGAUACACUAUGAUCAUGGCUCUCAUCUUUUUCUUAUUCACUGGUACAAUUGGCUUCUUUGCCUGUUUCUGGUUCGUUACCAAGAUCUACAGUGUAGUCAAGGUGGACUGAAGACUACAGACACUUUGUGGACUACAGACAGCUGGAGUUCCCCCCCCCCCCCCCCCCCCCCCCCCCCCCCCCCCCCCCCCAAGCAUACAACACUGUCAGUGUGAACUCUGAAACAUGGCAACCUCAAGAUAAACGCUGCUCUUCACCUGCCGCCAUCUCCUCAACUCGAGUGGAAUCUCUCCCUUCCUUUUCUCUAACAAACACUACAGCAUUCAUCACAAGUUUUCUUUCUUCGGUGUGCCUGAAGCAUUGAUGUGUUUGGGUGGAUACGUUUUCACACUGGUUGUUAGUGGUUUUGCGUGUACAUACAGUAUCUACGUACAUAUAAUCUAAAUGAAAUUAAUCACUAGUGUACGAGCCUCUUCUCUGUGUCCUUCCAGUAGAGAGCUGGGUUACCGGGCACUAUGACACACAGCCACAAUCGCAUAGCAAGGAGCUUUGGGAUAUCUGUUGUCAUUCCAAUCCUUUUAACCCUUUGAAACCUGAACAGAUUCACUUAAUUUGUUUCAAAAACAUGGGGUGAUUUUCAAAUUAGUAAAAAAUUUCCAGAAAAAAGGGGCGGACAUUUUUACAAGACAAUUGCCAGACAGUUAGCAAAAACAUAAGCAAAAAAAACCUAACUAUAUAUUUAAAUAUCAGAUCAUUGAUGCUAUAUCAAAAUUUUUAAACAAAUUACAAGAAAAUGACAAACAAAUUAGUUUGAAAAACAGAACAACAAAAAAAUCGAAAUUUGGCAAAAACUAUUACCAAAACGUUAGUAAAACAUUGCCAGAAAAAUAGCAUAAAAUUUCGGUAAAAAACGAAAGGAAAAAAGUUAGAAUUAGAUCAUUAUAAAUAUGAAUUUAAAAUAAUAAAAAUGACAAAAUAAAUAAUGAAUAAUUUUUUUUUUUUAAAUUGUAUUUUGUAACAAUAGGCUUUGUGAAAACAAAAGCCUACCCACAGGCCGCUGGGUUUCAAAAGGUUAAACUUUGUUCUGCAAUCCCUUCAGCAGUUUGCAGAGUUCGUGUAAUGUUUGUGUGUGUGUGUGUGUGUGUGUGUGUGUGUGUGUGUGUGUGUGUGUGAGAGAGAGAGAGAGAGAGAGAGAGAGAGAGCGAGAGAGAGAGAGAGAGAGAGAGAGAGAGACUGUGUAUGUGCAUGAUUGACAGUUGUGACAGUUGUCAACGGCUUCCUUCCCAGACCAUAUGGGUUCAGAUGCUCAUUCAUCAAAGUUGUGGGCCUUGGCAUUGUUCCUGUGAUGUGUUUGUGUGCAGCAGAUUGUGCACUGAUGGCAUCCAUCAGACCAGACAGGAUCAAUCAGUUUUACAGCACUAUCUGAACCAUCUCCCAAAAUGCUGUGCCUUUAAAGGGGCAUUCACUAAUAUAUGGCCAUUUUAGACUAAUAGGAAUUGCAACAACACUUACAGAACUUCUCUCCUCCUCCCCCUUCUGAGCCUCAGACUCUGCUAGAUGUUUAACAAUAGUACAUUUUUGAGGAAAAAGUCAGACAGAAUGGGCGCUCAUCAACAAACUCACAUAAAAAUGGCCGCCACUCUGACUAUCCUGCCAUGUUGAUUUGAAUAGGACUGUCCGUUCUGCUCCAGUCCAGUGAUCACCACUAAAUCCAUUCACCUUCUCGGGAUUCUCCUUGGCUGCAUUUACAGCACUGAGCAGCUUGCAAGGUGUACACUCCUCUGUCGAAGCAGUGAACAAGAGUCUUCUUGAGGAAGUUGAUGGGUUCAGUGGUGAUAGUUGUGAAAGUCAAGAUUUGUGGCAAUUUGGUGGCAAUCUGGUGUUCAUAUAUAUAUAUAUAUAUUGUUUCCAAUAUAGAUAUGUUUAUAGGACAAAUGUAAGUUUUGAAAACUGUGCUUGACGUUGCAAAAGUCACAUUAGGUUUGCGUCCAAUUUGUGUGUCUUUUACCUCAGAGUGGGUCCGAUGUCACGGAACUAUGUGCAUAGUUGUACUAUGCACUAUGUUAAAUGUCUAACAGAGUGCCACAUUUGGGCCAACCCCCCUAUCCUGUACUUAAGUUAAGGUGGCCUUUAAUUGAUUCAAACUGUGUGUGUGUGUGUGUGUGUGUGUGUGUGUGUGUGUGUGUGUGUGUGUGUGUGUGUGUGUGUGUGUGUGUGUGUGCGCGUGCGCGUGUGUGAGAUAGACAACACGCUGGAAUGAGUUUUGAAAGCCAGGAGUGUGAGCGCCUUGCCAAGUUAUAAUUGGCCUUACCAACCCCUGGGGGCUGUAAAAACAGUAAAAACCAUACCUGUUGCUACAUUAAAGGAACAUUCUUUUUAUUUUAAGGUUGCUUUUCUACUUUUCCCAUCAUGGUGAUUGAUUAUUAAACAUUUUCAUCUCUUCACUUUAGAGCUUUCACACCUCCAGACACAGGGUCAAACCAAGCUCCAGUCGUUUAUUGCAAAUAGUGAUUUACAGCACAUCCUUUAAACACAAUAACACAUAUUAACUUUCAGUUAGAAUCCAUGCUGUUUUAGUGUUGCUCACACAUUCCCUUGCGUUUACUUGCCUUGUUUCUGUCUCUUUGAAGUCAUGGUGGUGGAAGCUGAAGAACGGGCUUUUUUGCUUCAGUUUAUAAACUCUCUGCAUGUUUCACUCAGAACAUCCAUCCAUCCCCCAUCUAAAAUCAUUUGUAUCUAUGAAUUUGAAAUUCAGUAAUAAAUUACAAUAAUAAAUAAAUAAGAAAUUUUGUGAGUGUAGCUACUUGCACUAGGGCAAAGAUAAAAGUUGGCUUUAUGUUUUUUCUACCUUAGACCUCCAACAUUGGUGGAUUUGCCACUACUGCACUGCUUGUGUUGACAGUAGGAGAUAUCCCAGUCUACCCAAAAUCCCCUAAAUUCUUGUAUGUAAUUAGGUUGAUGCAGACCUAUCACUCACAACCAGAAUCAAUCUAUUCAUGUGUUGGCUCAAGAUAGGUAAAGUAAUGUAUCUAAUCCUGCAAUAUAUGAAACUUUCAGGCAAUGGAUAAUCACACAUUAGAUCUAGAAAGUGUGUUACGGUGUUGAAAGGAUGUGAUGAAAUUGCUUUAUCAGUUCUGUCUGAACUUGCUUUACUGUGUGUGUGUGUGUGUGUGUGUGUGUGUGUGUGUGUGUGUGUGUCUCAGAUGGGAGCAAGAGGUCAGAAAAUUGUACCCAGGAAUUAUCCUUCAAUACACAGUAACAGUCAAAACCAAAAGGGAUUUUGUUGCUUUGCAUUGAAUUAAACAGAUAGUUCACCCAUUUUGAAAAAAAAAAAAAAAAUACAGUUUCUAUUUCAUGGCAGUUAU
Molecule: messenger RNA, 5315 nt
Organism: Myripristis murdjan (pinecone soldierfish)
Lineage: Eukaryota; Metazoa; Chordata; Actinopteri; Holocentriformes; Holocentridae
Gene: tm9sf2
Product: transmembrane 9 superfamily member 2
Exons: 17
Coding region: 124-2061 (645 amino acids)
Biological process (GO): protein localization to membrane
Cellular component (GO): membrane
Source: RefSeq, a predicted model, not a curated record